AUGCAGCUGACCCUCUACGUGCUCCUGGUGGUGGCCUGCAUUCCAAAAGCCAUUUUCUGCCAAGAGCAGUCUGACACUGGAGAGAAGAGUCUUCUGGCACACCACAAAAUAAGAUCAGCAAAUUCAGCAUUUGCUGGAAGAUUGUUAAAGCUCUUGAUUUCUGAAAAUCCACAAAAGAAUGUCUUUUUCUCUCCCUUGAGCAUGGCCACCUCCUUUGCCAUGCUCUCCCUGGGGGCCAGAACGGCCACCCUAACUAACCUUUUGGAGGGCCUGGGCUUUAAUCUCACCAAGCUGCAGGAGAGGGAGAUGCAUGAAGGUUUCCCAGCGCUAUUCCACCUACUCAACACUACCCAAGGCAAAGUUCAGCUGGAAAGUGGCAACAACCUCUUUAUUGAUGAUAAGAUACAACCUCUCCAGAGGUUCUUAGAUGAAAUCAGAAACUUAUAUGGAGCUCAAGUGUUUGCUGCAAACUUCACAGAUGCAGAAGGUGCUAAGAAACACAUUAAUGAUCAUGUAGAUAAGAAAACACAUGGGAAAAUUCCAGAAUUGUUCAAGGAUCUAGACUCUGAUACAGUCAUGGUUCUCAUAAACUACAUUUUCUUUAAUGGCAUUUGGGAGACCUCUUUUAAUUCCAACCACACUGAGCUUCAGGACUUUUAUGUAGAUAAAAACACAACAGUUCGAGUGCCAAAGAUGAUGAAAAAGGAAAAACUGUACUACCACCGUGAGGAUGAACUGUUUUCUUCAAUGGUCAUGCUGCCCUAUGAGGGGAAUGCCUGGCUAAUUUUAGUUCUGCCAGAUGAAGGCAAAUUAGAGCAGUUCCAGGUUACCUUGGAGGAAUUACAUCUCUUUGGCUCUAGGGGUCCACAUAAGCAAAAGAAAGAAAUUGAACUAGAUGAUCUCUAA
Molecule: messenger RNA, 906 nt
Organism: Monodelphis domestica (gray short-tailed opossum)
Lineage: Eukaryota; Metazoa; Chordata; Mammalia; Didelphimorphia; Didelphidae
Source: RefSeq, a predicted model, not a curated record